This is a messenger RNA of Camarhynchus parvulus, 886 nucleotides long. RefSeq names its product coiled-coil and C2 domain-containing protein 1A-like. Gene Ontology annotation, cellular component: nucleus. The record is from RefSeq and is a predicted model, not a curated record. NCBI's taxonomy places the organism in Eukaryota, Metazoa, Chordata, Aves, Passeriformes, Thraupidae. Gene Ontology annotation, molecular function: RNA polymerase II cis-regulatory region sequence-specific DNA binding; DNA-binding transcription repressor activity, RNA polymerase II-specific. The coding region runs from base 65 to 886 and encodes 273 amino acids. Gene Ontology annotation, biological process: regulation of transcription by RNA polymerase II. The transcript has 8 exons.
GUAAAGCGCGGGGUGUUGACAGCGGCCGGCGGAGCAGGAACUCGGCCCGGCGGGACACGGAGCCAUGAGCCGAGCCAGGAGGGUCCCGGGCCGGGGGGCGGCCAUGGCCAGGCAGAUGGGGCUGCUGGCGGAUCCCGGUACCGGGGGCGGUCCCGGUGGGGACGGGGAGGCGGCGCUGGAGGCGGAGCUGCUGCAGCUGCUGCGGGGCCGGGAGGGGGAGCGACCCCGACCCCCCCAGCAAGAUGUGGCAGCGGUGAAGGCCCUGGCCCAGCUCUGCCUUCAGGACCCCCCCGAGGAGGAGGAGGAGGAGGAAGGGGAGGAAGAUCUGGAGAACGAGGAGGAGCUGUUGGCAGAGCUGCAGGAGGUGCUGGAGGAGGGGUCCGGGAGCACAGAGGAUGCAGAGACCCCACAGGACCCCGGCCCCGCGGGGGCGCUGCUGGCCGAGCUGUCGGAGCGGGCGGAGCUUUACCGGGCCGCCCUCGCCAACACCGCCGGGAGCAGCGGGAGCAGCGGGGCGCGGCUGCGGCGCCUCCAGCGCGGCCUCAAGACCCUGGAGCAGAUGCUGGACUCCGUCCGCAGCGGGAAGCCGAUCAACCGUGCUGACAUUCCCCCUCCUGUGGCUCUGGGCAAGCCUGGAGGGACCCCUGAGCUGCCCCAGUGCAGCCCCCAGCCCCCAAUCCCCCCCUGGAUCCAUCCCCGGACCCCAAUCCCGACCCUGAUCCCAAUCCCAGCCCCAUCCCGAUCCCGAUCCCCGCCGGCGCCUCCAGGAGCUGCAGAGGGAAGCUCUGCUGGCCAAACGCCGUGGGGACAACGCCACAGCCCUGAGCCACUUCAGGGCGGCCAAGAGGUUGCAGGCGCAGCUGGAGGCGCUGGGGCUAGGCGCUGA